Molecule: messenger RNA, 327 nt
Organism: Pedinophyceae sp. YPF-701
Lineage: Eukaryota; Viridiplantae; Chlorophyta; Pedinophyceae
Source: the annotation of a GenBank genome assembly
AUGCUCCGUGGUUCUAGUGCGUCGUCGGCUGUCCAGCAGGAGGAGCAGAGCAAUGCUGACCAGCAGGCUGCUAGCACCAGCGACGUGCAUCAUCUCCAAAUUAGCGCACCAACCGUGACGAAGGAAAAAGGGACAUCGAUACCAAGGACUUCUCACCACUCGGGGAUUUAUGUGCACGCGGCGAACAGCAGCAGGCGCGGCGGGGUCGGUGCGGCCUCUUGCGACGGGGCAGCGCUGGAAAGCUUGCAAGAGGACACACGAUGCGGUAGGGUCGCGAAGAAGCGCACGUUCGUGCAUUUUUUCGACACGAUCUGCUGCAUGACAUAA